AUCACUUUUAUUUCUUUAACUUGCGAAGGGAUUGGAGGCCUUGCAUUAUUCCUGGUAGUAGGCACUUGGCUGUCCCGGGGAUAUAAUAAAUGGAAGCUCAUCAAACUCAAACAAAAGUUCAUGCAAAAUGGAGGUUUGAUGUUGCAACAACAACUAUCCAACUACGAAGAUCUGCAGAAACAGCUAAAAUUUUUACAGCUGAAGAACUUGAGAAGGCCACAAACAACUUUGAUGAAAGCGGAAUUCUAGGUCAAGGAGGUUAUGGGACAGUUUACAAAGAAGCUCUUAGAGAUGGGAGAAUUGUUGCUAUUAAGAAGUCCCACAUUAUUGAUCAAAGUUGUUGCAUAGAGACAGAGGUUCCAUUGUUGGUAUAUGAAUUCAUUACCAAUGGCACUCUCCACCAUCACAUCCACAAUAAAAUUAAGGCUUCAUCAUUGACCUGGGAAAUCUGCUUAAGGAUAGCAGUAGAAACUGCUGGAGUGCUAUCAUAUUUGCACUCUACAGCCUCUACACCAAUCAUUCAUAGAGAUAUAAAAUCUACAAACAUACUCUUAGAUGAUAGCUACACAGCAAAAGAAUCUGACUUUGGUACUUCAAGCCAAUUAACAAAGAAAAGUGAUGUUUAUAGCUUUGGAGUUGUCCUUCUCAAGCUUUUGACCGGAGAAAAGAUCAAUGAGGUAGCUAAUCUUGCAAGGAGAUGCUUGAGUGUGAAAGGGGAGGAAAGGCCUACAAUGAAGGAAGUGGCUAUGAAAUUAGAGGAACUGAGAAGUAUGACAAAGCAUCGAUGGGUUAACGAAGCAUUGGAUGCAGGAGAAGCAGAGUACUUGCUUGGUGAAACAUCUGUUAAAUCUGGUUACCAUGAGUACUUUGAUGCUAGUGGUAGCAUGAGUGUGCACAACACCUUGCUAGACCAAGUAGGAUUUGCAGUUCACAAUAGGAGAUGAUGAUUACUUGGUUUGAGGAAUAAUGAUUCAUCCAUAUGAAAGAAUGGAGACGAAAGACGCGGUUCUGCUGAUUUUUUUUUUUUUUUUGUUAUUUAUAAGUAUUUUAGAAUUGAAUACAAAUUUAAAAUGUAU
Rubroshorea leprosula is the source of this 1076-nucleotide messenger RNA. The record is from the annotation of a GenBank genome assembly. Lineage: Eukaryota; Viridiplantae; Streptophyta; Magnoliopsida; Malvales; Dipterocarpaceae.